AUGCCUCGGUGUAAUCAUAAUUUCUGGCUGGCCUUGGACGCGCAGCACGACCAGGCUGAAUUGCUGGUGUCGGAUAAGUUGCAAAAUACUUUUGAGACCAUUCCCAGCCCGGAUGUCCAGAAGCCGUCCUUGGUUGUCGCGAUUGGAGACGCAGCUAGAAAGGCUGCGUUGGAAAUAUUUGGGAUUAAAAGGAAUCGAGAGUCUAUCGCCAGCCAAAAUACAUCCGAAAUCCACCUUCACAUUGACCCCUCCAGCGUGUUUGGCACACCGCUGCUCAUAGCAGAAACCAGGGUUUGUAAAAAGGAAAGUCGUACAAAUGCCGAUGAUAAAUGUCACGAAAUUACAAGACAGCCAAUAAAGAGACCAAGAUCCCUUCAUGACAUGCAAAGGUCCGUAAGCAGGCUCCAUACCAACCUUCUCGCUGCGUUUACCGACGUGUUUUGUCUUUUCUGCGAAGACUUUGGAGGUCUUGACCAGACCGCCAUCGAGUUGGCUUCUUGGCUCGACCGAAGCCUUCCGUCCAGCUUUUCGGGGCGGGUGCGCCCGCGAUUGAUUGUAGUGGUCGAUCAAAACCCAGGGACAGGGGCAAAUGAAAACAAGAUACGAGAAAGGCUGUUUGAACUGAUAAGAAAAUAUACCGUCAAAGAUCCCCACGCCGUGUUUUCAGCAGUGGAGACGGUUGCGCUAUUCCCAGACGAGAACAUUUCUAGAUCGGCGCGGCACAGGCCGUUAAAAGAGCGCAUGUUGGACAGUUUGGAUUCGGCGCGAAAUGACAGGUUACAAUCAAGGCACGAUUUUUCCGCAACCCAUUUUGCUGCUCUGUUCAAAGGCGCCUGCGCGCAGUUUGCGGGUAACCUGGAUGGCUCCUUCAACUUUGUCAAAAUUGCCAGGAAUUCGAACCCUAUAGCCCAAAGUUUACAGGCACAUUUGUCCGACUUUCUCAGUCUCGUGAAAUCCCCGAGCGAAAUAGCUACCUUUGCUACGCCCAUGAUCGCGUCAAGCUUCCUGUUGGAUAAUUAUCCACCCGGAACCCAUUAUUUUCACGCCGAGGACGUAAUUCGGCAUCUUUACAAAGGCGUCGUUACCCGAGCUUUUAAAAAGAGCGUUUCGAAUUUAGAAAAUCGUGAAGCAGUAUCUGCAAAUACUUUUGUAAGCUCCAUAGAAGCCCAUUUGAGAAAAUACGUCGAAUCGUCGUCCGUCGGUGCAGUUCCCACCGCCGAUAUCCAUUCCGAAAACCUCGCACGUUUUGCAAACAAAUGGGCCGUCAUCAAAAGCUCGGACACCUGCCUGGUCUGUUUGCGGCGGCGGCCUUUGUACGAUUUGUGCCCUGGACAUACGAUUUGUGAAAACUGCGUGCGUGUUUUCGGUCUCUGUGCGGACGAUGAUCCGUCGGUUUGGACGUUCGAAAAAUGUCUUCUUUGUCAGAAUCGCUUGUCCGAAAAGACGCGGAUUCGGAUCCACCCCCCGACGGCAGGCGUAGGGGUACUCUGUCUCGACGGUGGCGGGGUCCGCGGCACCUUGGUACUAGAGAUACUGAAGCGAAUAGAAGAACGCGUGAACCUCCCUGUGCCGCUGCAGCGGUUUGUGAAAAUAGCAUUCGGUAUCAGUUCUGACAUGUUCGUCAACGGGUCCUCCAUCGCCGAAUCCACAAAAAGAUUCGAACUACUGGCCGGUCGGAUAUUCCGACGUCGAGAGCUCCUGAGCACGUCGCGCAUGCCUUCGUUUCUCAAACUUAUGCUCUCAUGGCUAACCACCGCCUGGAGCCCCGUAUCCCUCCUGGGCCAACUUGCUGCACUUUUGGUAUCCUACUUCGAUGACGGGCUGUAUUCUUCGCAGCAAAUUGAGAACGUGUUGAGGUAUAUAUUCGGGGCCGACAAAGGAAUCUUGGACGUUUCCAGCGCCACGGCGAACGGAACUUUGAUCGGGCUCCCCGUCGCCACCGUAGACGAGGAGCCGAUGUGCCGCAUUUUUACUAACCGAAAUGGAGCUUAUCAAAACAACCACCACGCGAAAAAGCCGACAAAAUGUCUUGCCGUGCUUGGCAGCAACACACACGACGAGAUUGUACCCUCGAAAGCCAAUGAAAAACUAACACUGUGGGAAAUCGCACGAGCGGCUUCUGCAGCGCCAGGGAUUUUCUCACCUAAGCACUUUGCAGGUCUCGGCACGUUCCAAGAUGCUGGGCCACUAGAGAAUGACCCACUUCUGUCAGCCCUCACCGCAAUGGCGGCGUAUUUUCCCGACGUCGAACAGCCGGAUUUUGUACUUUCGAUAGGUACCGGCGAAUCGAAACCGAGAACGGCCAACCCGUGUCCGGACGAGGUUCGCAACGUUUGGAAAAACGGCGCUUUUCCCAGGCUCUGUCGCCUAUUUUCUGAAAAAAUAAAAGAUAAAAAGUUGAGGCAGCUUUUCCAAACGAGCCCCAGAUAUCACCGACUCGACGUACAGUUCGACGGCGAUCUGCCAAGGUUGGACGAUUUCCGGAGCAUUCCAGAACUUCAGGUCCGAGGUGAAGGCGAUCAGUCCAUCUCGGGAAAAAUUGAGCGCAUAGCCCGCUGCCUGGUGGCGUCCUUGUUUUAUUUCGAGCUGGACGCCGUGCCGCAACGGUCUGCGGGGAAACAGGUUGUUACUGGGCGCAUUUUGUGCACCCUUUCACCGGGCGAGCCGGGGUUUACCGAGCUGUUUGACCGUUUGCAUAAAGGCUCGGCUUCCUUUUGGAUUGAUGGCCGGCCGGUCGAGAGGAAAGUGGACGAAUGGGGACCUUCCAAAGGCUGCCGCUUCCAGAAACAAGUCCAGUUUACCACACAAGGCAGCUUUUCCGUCUCGCUGAAGCAAGACCGCGAAGACGCCUGUGAAAUAAGCGGAUCGCCGUUUUCAGCGGAGAAUCUAGUAAAUUUGCAAGGCCUCCGGGGAGCGUUCGGGAGGUCAGAUCACAAACGGCCAUGGACAGGGUCCCGGGGAGGCGGCAACGGGAAAAGGAGAAGAUUGCUGUAA
Pyricularia pennisetigena is the source of this 2994-nucleotide messenger RNA. RefSeq lists its product as uncharacterized. The coding region runs from base 1 to 2994 and encodes 997 amino acids. Lineage: Eukaryota; Fungi; Ascomycota; Sordariomycetes; Magnaporthales; Pyriculariaceae. The transcript is spliced from 5 exons. The record is from RefSeq and is a predicted model, not a curated record. Gene Ontology annotation, cellular component: membrane. Gene Ontology annotation, biological process: arachidonate metabolic process.